AAACAGAGGGGCAUUUUGGUAAACUCGUUACAGGACCGACUGGGAGACAAAAACCUCCACGGAAGAAGUGAGAGAACAAAAUCCAACCCAAACUUCUACACUCUAGAGAGGGGGGCAGAGAGACGGAGACAGAGAGAGGAACCCUAAUUCUCUCUCUCUACAUCUGCUGCUUCUUCUGAAUCAGAGUUUUUGUUCACGACGCCUAAAAGAUGCAUAAAUUAGGUAGAGGCCACCGUGACAAACUCCAACAAUUUAUGACAAUCACUGGUGCAAGUGAAAAAGUUGCCCACCAGACUUUAAAGGCCAGUGAUUGGAAUCUUGAAGGAGCAUUCGAUGUAUUCUACAGCCAGCCCCAGGUUAAAAACUUUACCGACUCUAGACAUUUGGAGGAGCUCUUCAAUAGAUAUAAAGAUCCAUACAGUGAUAUGAUACUGGUUGAUGGUAUUACUCUCCUUUGCAAUGAUCUUCAGGUGGAUCCGCAAGAUAUUGUUACGUUGGUGGUUUCAUGGCACAUGAAGGCUGCCACCAUGUGUGAGUUUUCCAAGCAGGAGUUUCUUGGUGGACUUCAAGCACUAGGGAUAGAUUCUUUGGAGAAGUUCCGUGAAAGAAUACCUUUUCUGCGAUCUGAGCUGAAAGAUGAACAAAAGUUCUUUGAGAUCUAUAAUUUUGCAUUUGGCUGGGCAAAAGAAAAGGGUCAGAAAUCUUUAGCAUUGGAUACGGCAAUUGGAAUGUGGCAAUUACUGUUUGCUGAAAAGCAGUGGCCGUUGGUUGAUCACUGGUGCCAAUUCUUACAGGCCCGGCAUAAUAAAGCAAUUUCUAGGGACACAUGGUCUCAACUUUUGGAGUUUGCAAGGACAGUGGGCCCAACAUUGUCAGACUAUGAUGCCGAAGUGCUGCUAAAAGUAGUUUAAUGGAAUGGUCGACACAGUUCAGAAUAGAUUUGGGCAUUAAUCUCCUCUUGUGAUGUGAUUAAUGGAAUGGUCGACACAGUUCAGAAUAGAUUUGGGCAUUAAUCUCCUCUUGUGAUGUGAUUGCAUAGAAAUCCUUGCGGCUUCUAGAGCAUAUUUUAUCCGAGUUAUGCUGUGUAUCGCAUAUUCAUUCUACCUACCAUGUUGGAAUAACAUCUCUCAUUAACCUUUAGAUUCGUUUUUAUCUUUUGAGAUGAUAAAUUUGAGAGUUAACAGAUGAUGUCACGUCAACGUAAGUAGAGGAGGGUUGAGAUUAUAGUAUAUAAAAUAUAUUGCUAUGAUCGCUGUUGUGCUCUUAGUUUCAGAACAUUGAGUGACAAAUGUAGGGUCAGCAAAAUGGAAAUGGUUGUGGUGCAGUUGCGUUACAUUGAGCACUCUUGAAUCUUCCAAGGACUGAUGUUAUAAGUAGAAUUCUUCUAUUUGGAAAUCAAAACAAUGCUAAUUUAGCGAA
Messenger RNA from Carya illinoinensis, 1419 nucleotides. Its product is annotated as DCN1-like protein 2. Gene Ontology annotation, cellular component: ubiquitin ligase complex. Gene Ontology annotation, biological process: positive regulation of ubiquitin-protein transferase activity; protein neddylation. Gene Ontology annotation, molecular function: cullin family protein binding; ubiquitin-like protein binding; ubiquitin conjugating enzyme binding. Bases 210 to 911 code for a protein of 233 amino acids. NCBI's taxonomy places the organism in Eukaryota, Viridiplantae, Streptophyta, Magnoliopsida, Fagales, Juglandaceae. The record is from RefSeq and is a predicted model, not a curated record. The transcript is spliced from 12 exons.